AUGUGGCUUCGAGAGGAGCUUCUGAAAGCCAUCUGGCAUGCAUUCACGGCCCUGGACGUGGACCAGCGUGGGAAAGUCUCCAAAUCUCAAUUAAAAGUGCUCUCCUACAACCUGUGCACAGUAAUGAGGAUCCCCCAUAACCCUUUGACCUUUGAAGAGCAUUUUAAAGAUGAUGAUAAGGGACCUCUGUCUAAUGAGGGCUAUAUGCCGUACCUCAACAGGUACAUUCUUGAUAAGGUGCAGGAGGAUUUCGAUGUGCUGGAGUUCUACCGGAUGUGCUGGACUUUGUGUUACAAAAAGAAUAUUCACCCCCAUCGUCUAAUCAUCUCAGAUGCUGAUGCGUUCAAAGUCUGGCAGUAUUUUCUGCAUCCAGAUGCUGAGGCUCGGCCUGGAAUCUGGUGUGAGGAGAAGUUCACAGACUACAGGAUGCGGCAUAACACGAAGAGCUGCCUGACUGUAUGGGAGCUGAUCGAGCUGGUGGGAGUCAUCUACUUCAGCAACGACGUGGACCGGCAGAUCCUGUCAAACAGAGACAUCAACAUGAGGCUGAUGCUGAGGCUCGGCCUGCUGUCUCCGCACCGCGAGGCGCGGCUGAGGCGUCGGGAGCUGCGGCAGAAGCAGCAGCUGGAGGAGCAGGACCUGACGGAGAGGAUGAAGAACCUCCAGGCGGCUAAUGAGGCCAAACAGAGACAACUGGAAGACAUGAGGCUGAAAAUGGAAGAGGCCAAAGCCAAAGCAGAGCUGGAGGAGCUCCGGAGGAAGAAAAAACAGUCCGACCUGCAGGAUCGGUACAGAUUAGACCUGGAGAGAGAAAAAACGGUGCGGCAGGAGAUGGAGGAGCAGGUGGCUCAGAAGUCCAGUGAGCUGGAUCAGUACCUCCAGCGGGUCCGAGAGCUCGAAGACAUGUACCACCGGCUGCAGGAAGCCCUAGAGGACGAGAGGCAGGCCAAGCAGGAUGAGGAGGCCAUGAGGAAGCUGCAGGCCAGGUUAUUGGAGGAAGAGGCGGCAAAGAGGGCGGAGCUGGAGCAGAUCUACCUGAAGCAGCAGAGGACGCUGACUCAGACGGAGGCGGAGAAGGAGGAGCUGAUGGCCGAGCAGCUGGCCAAGGAGAGAGAGCUGCAGGCGGCGUCUCAGCAGCUGGACAGACUGGAGAAGGAACGGCAGGGGGCGCUGGAGCAGUAUCAGGAGGUAUCACGGAAACUGGAGCGAGCGGCCAACAAGACAAAGACUUGGAAAGAUAAAGUGGCCAAACAUGAAGGGCUGGUUCGCCUCAUCCAGCCAGGUCACAAAGGAGCCCAGAGAAUCACUAACUGGGGGCCGGCCUCCUUCACUGACAUUGAGCUGGAGCUGAGGAAGAAGUCCUGGCAGGAGAAGAAGAACCAGGGAGCACCGGCUGAGUGA
Messenger RNA from Gambusia affinis (western mosquitofish), 1401 nucleotides. RefSeq names its product switching B cell complex subunit SWAP70a (gene swap70a). Lineage: Eukaryota; Metazoa; Chordata; Actinopteri; Cyprinodontiformes; Poeciliidae. The record is from RefSeq and is a predicted model, not a curated record. The transcript has 10 exons. The coding region runs from base 1 to 1401 and encodes 466 amino acids. Gene Ontology annotation, cellular component: cytoplasm; nucleus.